UGGCAGAAAGUAGUUUCUGCUAGUUGAGGAGUUGGGAGAGAAAUGAAAUAGCCACAAAAUUCCAUGGCGCAUCAAUUUCCAUGCUCCCUCGCUCGCUCCCCAUUACUGUUCUUUCUCCCUCUCUCUCAUCUUCGAUUCGACGUUCACUCUUUCAUCAACAGAACAAUCUCGCCCCUGUUUCUAGUCUAACAUGGAGAAUUCACGAGAUGAUCUGUUAUACAUCGGAUACCGGACUAAGAAGAGGACCAGAAAUGGCAAGAAGGACCACGACCAUGGCGACACCAAUCGGAACAACUGCAUUAAGAAGAGGACGAGUUUGUAUGACUUCUUCUGCUCUUUGCUCUUUUCCCUCUCUUGCCUUGUCUGCUUGUUGUACUCCGACCUCGCCCUUGGCUAUGGCGAUGCUGCUACAGGAGAUUUUUCUUCUGUAAACAUAAGCACCUUUUGCCCUAGUCCUGGAGAACAGAAGCUGGAUGGUCGUGCCUAUUCAUCCAUAGAAAAUGGAAGCAAUAAUAUGAACUACAGAUCAUCUUUCGAGCUUAAUGUGUCGAUGAACUGUAAUGAGUCCUAUGUUCAUCACAACUAUGCAAAUUCUAAUUACUCACUUCCAGAGUCAAAGGCAUUUGAAGAAGCUGUAUUGAGUGCUCUAGGAUAUGCAUCUUUGAUGUGUGAAAUACAACAGCCAGAGAAGAAAGCAAACUCAGCAGAACAUCAGGAAGGUCCUAGUGGCAGAAGCUCUCACCCCACAUAUCUUAAUCUUGAUGAAUUCCGCAACAUAACGAUGAAAGAUAAAGGAGGCAAAAUGCCCAAUCAGUUAGUUAAUAUCUCUCAUCGGCUUGAACCCGAUGGAUCGGACUACAACUAUGCAUCUGCAUCUAAGGGCUCAAAGGUGGUUGCUCAUAACAAGGAAGCAAAAGGAGCAUCUAAUAUAUUGGGGAAAGACCAUGAUAAGUACCUGAGGAACCCUUGUUCUGUAGGAGGGAAGUAUGUCGUGAUUGAGCUCUCGGAAGAGACCUUAGUUGAUGCUGUGAAAAUUGCAAAUUUUGAACAUUAUUCUUCUAAUUUCAAGGAAUUCAAUUUGUCUGGCAGUUUGAGCUAUCCAACUGAGACAUGGUCUAAAUUGGGAAACUUUGUUGCUGCUAAUGUAAAACAUGCUCAAGUCUUCAAGCUACCUGAACCAAAAUGGGUUAGGUACUUAAAGCUGGAUGUGCUUAGUCAUUAUGGAUCAGAGUUUUACUGCACAUUGAGUAUAGUAGAGGUUUAUGGUGUUGAUGUCAUGGAGAGGAUGCUUGAAGAUCUCAUUGUCACCUCUUCAGAAGCUACUCCCAAGAAAUUUUCACAAGAAGAGCCCAAUUCAACUGUGUCGCCUUCUCUAAAAUCAGAUGUUGGUCCAGUUAAUGAGAUAGUAAAUAAUGAAAAUAACUUGCCAACUGCUGGUGCACGAACAGAAAGCACAGAUGAUCCCUCGAGUCUUGCUCUAGAGGUCGCAAAAAAUCUAGUGAAUGUUAACAAGUUUCCUGAUCCUGUAUUUGAAGCUAGACAGCAGCUGAACGGUAGAAUACCUGGUGACAGUGUCCUGAAGAUCCUGAUGCAGAAGGUGAGGUCACUUGAGACUAAUUUGUCUGUGCUAGAGGAGUAUAUCAAAGAAUUGAAUCGACAACAAGGGAAACUCUUACCGGAUCUCGAAAAGGAGAUAGUUAGAAUGUCAUUGCUCCUGGAGAAUACUAAAUUAGUUAUCAAAGAUCUCAUGGUUUGGAAGGAAACGAUUGAAAAAGAAAUAGCUCACUUCAAAUCAUGGAAAACGGCUGCUACAUUGCAAAUGAACGAAUUAGUCAGACAAAAUAAUAUGCUCAGCUUAGAUAUUGAAAAAAUUUCAAGCAACCAGGCCAAGCUGGAAAGUAAAGAACUUGCCGUGCUGGCUGUGAGCGUCCUUUUCAUGUGCAUUGCAACUCUGAGGCUACUAUCAGCUAAAAUUCUCAUGUUUCUUGGAGACUGUCAAUCCGAUAAGACGUGCUCGACAAGUAGGGGUUGGGUAUGGAUACUUGUAAGCAGCACGAUGACGGUAAUCCUUGCUUUCAUGUAUAGUUAGCAACUGUGAUUUCCUUUUUGUAGUUCUAGUUGGACGUGUUUCACCUUCUAUAGGCAAAAAGAAAACAGAGGAGAAGUCACAUGUACCAGGAUUGAACCCAAAAGAUUAAAAAAAUGAAAUGGGUCCCUGGGGAUGGAGAAAAAUGAGGUAACUGGAACCUCUUCCACUUUAACCAUAAUGCCAUUUACUCUGAUCUAUUCUUCAAACAGCUAAUUUUAGGUCAUAUCAUAUGAAGCCAUAUUGGCUCAGACAA
This is a messenger RNA of Momordica charantia (bitter melon), 2342 nucleotides long. Its product is annotated as Galactose-binding protein. The record is from RefSeq and is a predicted model, not a curated record. Gene Ontology annotation, cellular component: membrane; cytoplasm. Lineage: Eukaryota; Viridiplantae; Streptophyta; Magnoliopsida; Cucurbitales; Cucurbitaceae. Gene Ontology annotation, biological process: protein folding in endoplasmic reticulum.